Alosa alosa (allis shad) is the source of this 2462-nucleotide messenger RNA. RefSeq names its product protein unc-13 homolog B. Gene Ontology annotation, cellular component: presynaptic membrane; plasma membrane; terminal bouton. Gene Ontology annotation, biological process: presynaptic dense core vesicle exocytosis; dense core granule priming; synaptic vesicle priming. The record is from RefSeq and is a predicted model, not a curated record. Gene Ontology annotation, molecular function: diacylglycerol binding; syntaxin-1 binding; calmodulin binding. The transcript is spliced from 10 exons. Lineage: Eukaryota; Metazoa; Chordata; Actinopteri; Clupeiformes; Clupeidae. The coding region runs from base 212 to 1282 and encodes 356 amino acids.
UGAGUGCCUGUCUCCUGUGGUCUGUUUCUGUCUCCCGUUCUCUCCGUGCUGUGUGCGGCAGGAGGAAGGGGUGGUGGCCUUCUGCAAGCUGGAUGCGGAGGCCAGUGAGCUGCUGAAGGAGCUCCAGAACAAGCUCAACACCGUGUUGGACCAGCUGAGCGGGGUCUUCGGCUCCAGUUUCAAGCCGGUCAUAGAGGAUUGUGUGAAGCAAAUGAAUCAGGAGCUGGUGCAGAUUAAAGGCAACGUGGGCAACAAGAGUAAUGCUGCUAUGGAUGCUGAGACUGUUCUGAGGCCUCUUAUGGACCUACUGGACAAGAACUUGAUGCUGUUUGCCAAGAUCUGCGAGAAGACAGUGCUGAAGCGGGUUUUGAAGGAGCUUUGGAAAAUCGUGCUGAACACCAUCGAGAGGCAGAUCGUCUUGCCUCCGCUUACGGACCAGAGUCAAGGAGCUCAGAUGAUAUUUAGUGCUGCAAAGGAUUUGGGGCAAUUAUCAAAACUGAAGGAACACGUGAUCCGUGAUGAGGCUCGUAGCCUGACACCACGCCAAUGUGCAGCCAUGGAUUUAGUGCUUCCCACAAUCAAGCAAUAUUUCCACGCGGGUGGUAAUGGUCUUAAGAAGACAUUUUUGGAGAAGAGCCCUGAUCUGAAGUCCUUGAAGUACGCUCUCAGCCUUUACACACAACCCACAGAUGCCUUGAUCAAGAAAUAUAUAUGCACCCAGACCUCUCAAGGUCAGUCGUCCGAUGGACCAGUGGGGGAGGUGUCCAUGCAAGUGGAUCUCGUCUCUCAUCCAGGCACGGGGGAGCACAAAGUCAACGUGAAGGUGGUGGGAGUGAACAACCUCAGCUGGAAGACCAGCGCCAUGUUCCGGCCGUUCGUAGAAGUCAACGCCAUUGGGCCACACCUCGCUGACAAGAAACGCAAGUUCAGCACCAAAACCAAGAACAACAACUGGUCCCCCAAGUACAAUGAAACAUUCCAAUAUGUACUGAGCAAUGAACACGGUCCAGAGACCUAUGAGCUUCACGUCUCUGUGAAGGACUACUGCUUCGCCCGGGAGGAUCGAAUCGUUGGCAUGGCCGUUAUCCAGCUACGGGAGCUGGCUGACAAGGGAAGCCUGCCCGUCCUCUGCCCUCUAGUCAAGAACGUCUCCAUGGAUGAAACCGGCCUGACCAUCAUGAGGAUACUCUCUCAGAGGACCAACGAUGAGGUGGCUAAAGAGUUUGUGCGGCUCAAGUCCGACACAAGGUCUGCCGAGGAGGUGACGGAGGCAAAAAAAUAAAGUGAAACAUGCAGCGACGGAAAGCAGGGGAGGGGCAUCAGACGGACAUCCCAGCUGGCCCAAGGAGUUGUGUUGUUUGUUUUUGUGCAUGUGCGUAAAACAUCUGUUGGAAUGUUCAUUUUAAACUACAGUACGUACAAGUGUUUACCUAAUGUAUGCUCACUGUUAAGUACUAUAUUCUACAAGUUACGUUCAAGGGACAUUCGGUACAUUUUUGUAAGACAUUAGUCUUUUUGAACAGAAAUUUGUUCAGAUAAAGUGCCAAACCAGAGUUUAAAAAAGAACUAAAACAGAACGAUAUAAAACUAUGGCGAACUUGGUAUCUUUUCAAAAUUUGCUUGAUUUGUCCAGUGUAUAAUCAUUCUCUUUGGCCGUGUAGCGUUUUACUCUUUAAGUCCUCUCAUUUGCACCAGUUCGUUACACAUUCCUUCACACAACACUGGUUGUGCAUGUCCUGUGUUCGACCAUGUCUCUCCCAUGAGUUCACAGUGACCACGGCAAAGGUCAUGAGCCUGCGCCCUCCAGUUCUUUGUAUUUUGAGCCAACCCUUAAAAAAGAGACCAUUUUUUAAACGGCGAUGACUGCUAUUUCAGACUUCAUAGGUGUUUGUAAUUUUAUAACCAUUGACAACAAUGAAGACAGCCUCUUGUGCUAUCAGUUGAAAAAAGGGUGGAACAGUCUUUUCUUUAAUGCCAUAUUUUAUGUGUGUUUUUUUCAGUCAUUGGCUUCCAGCCCUUCUGAAUUAUCACUGUGAACACGAGCUUUGGAAGGCGGGCUUACAUAACAUUGCUGACGGUUUGAUAUUGUCGUUUCAUAUAGGAAAUAACUUUGUUCCUGAGAAACUGCCAAAGUUAUAUAAAAUGUUUGUACAAAAAAAGCAAUCCAUUACCUGUAUGAAAAAUAUAUAUGUACAUGUGCUAUAAGGAUUUUUUUUCAAAGCUACAUAUCCAAGUGGUGAUGGGGUGAUUUAUAAAGUUUUAUUUUGGAGAGUUAUGUGAAGCUGUUAACCAAUCUGAGAGUUGUAAAUGUUGCUUUACAUACAAGUUAUAUCAGCUUCUGUCAUUUCAUUUAUUUUCUUUACAAUGGAAAGAGUUUAACGUUUGGUAAUUAUGCAACAUUCCUAUGUAUUGCACUGAUGGCGAAUUGUAUGUCAUGUAAAUAUACUUAGUGAUAAAUUGUA